Molecule: messenger RNA, 1569 nt
Organism: Neurospora hispaniola
Lineage: Eukaryota; Fungi; Ascomycota; Sordariomycetes; Sordariales; Sordariaceae
Exons: 10
Coding region: 1-1569 (522 amino acids)
Source: RefSeq, a predicted model, not a curated record
AUGGAGGACAACACGCAAGGUGGGGAGCAUGUCUGCAUCGGCAUCGACUUUGGAAGCACCGGUGUUCGGGCCUUCGCAUGCUAUAUCUACAAUGACAACGAGCCCAUAUAUAUUCCUCGGAAUCUCACAGUAGACCGUAUGCCGGAAUCGCUCAAAUACGGUUUCUACUUGCUAUCUGGCGACCCGCAUAAAUUAAUGGAUCAGUACCCACUGAUGAAGAGACUGAGGGAUGCCUGCAACGAUCAGAUUCGAAACAAACUGCGAACCGGCAUUACUCAAGUGCUUCAGGACUUGAAAACCGCGAUCGAAAGCAAUGAAGCGUUCAUGGCCAACGGGUGGAGGAUCGGUCGACUAUGUGUCACCGUCCCGAAUCAGUGGACGUUGGAAUUUAAGGAGGUCUACACCAGACUUCUGGCUCAAGCACAAGAACAACAGAGGGUUGUACUCGUUCUGGAUUUUGGUAGUCAUAAUUUGAAUAGUGCAAUUUUCUGGGUACAGAGUACUCAGCACCAGGAACCCAAGUUUUUCAGACAUGGGGAAGCAUUUAGAAUUAGUGGUGGUGGAGGAGAGCAUCUCUACUUCAAUGUGCUUCGGGCUUGCGAAGAGAAGUACAAGGCACAAACCGGCGCUGCUGUGGGGGAUAGGCUAUCUGCGGCUGCAAAAGAACAAAUAAGGCAAAAAUUCGUCAUGGAGUGUCGUCACUGUUGGGGUCCAGGCGACCAUCUUCCUAGCCCAUAUGCCUUCCAUUUAUUCGACAACAACUUUCAACACGUGCCACUCAUUUUCAGCAAGAUCAGGAGGGAGCUACAAACCCUCAAAAUACUGGCAUCAAAAGAGCAUGGCGGAUCCAUGCCUAUCCCUUUGGUCAUUAGAGCAGGAGGGAGCAUCGGCAAUCAACCUCUAUAUGAUAGGCUACAGAGCCUCAUCAACCAGUUUGAUAUCGCGGAUACCACGUUUAUCAACAAAAUUGGACUGGAUUACGACACCGUUCGGCUUGCGAGGGGAGCACCUAUGGCAACGGUAGACAUGGUCACUGUUGAAGAUUUCCUCAAGCAAGGUGUCUGUAUCGACAUCCAGAUGCGGCAACGCCACACUUACAAAUGGGACAACAGCGCGACCACAAUUUUCUACUAUUGUACCAGAACAGGACAUUACAGGGGAAAUUUUGAUUGCCAACUCCUCAACAUUCGCGACGGCGAUGAGUUUUGUCUUGUGUGUGAUCCCUGGUACGCUGAUAAAAACCCAACCCUCCAAAACGAGGACCCCAACUACCUUCCUCAGAUGAGCGCCGAGCGUGGUCGCGCUGAGGGUAGGUAUUUCAUCAAAGCGGAUAUCAGAGGAAAUGGAAACGACAUGGAGCUUGUCCUGGACAUAGCGCUGGUUGCAAACCCCAAUCGAGCCCGAAGUAGCCUCUACGAAAAGGUCGAUAUCCACCUCCCGCUUUACUAUGAAGGUGGAAACAACUGUGUUUUUGUCGGAGAAAGGGGAAAAACCUUGGGCGAGGCCAUCAGAGACUUUCAGGCUAGGCGCCGCCUUGAUGUCCAGGACUUCCUCAACCACGCGUCAUAA